Corapipo altera (White-ruffed manakin) is the source of this 1401-nucleotide messenger RNA. It is a transcript of the gene FBXO16, whose product is annotated as F-box protein 16. Lineage: Eukaryota; Metazoa; Chordata; Aves; Passeriformes; Pipridae. The record is from RefSeq and is a predicted model, not a curated record. Gene Ontology annotation, molecular function: protein binding.
CGGGGGGGGAGUUGAUUGGCUGGCGACCACCCCCGGGUUGUCAUGGCGACGGGAUGCGGAGGGGAGGGGGGAGGAGGAGGAGGAGGAGGAGGAGGCGGCGACGUCCGAGGGAGGAAGGAGGAAGGCUGCUGCAGUUUCAGUCUGCAGUCUGGGAAUUGGAUACUUGAGCCACUGGAGCUGACAAGAGUCCCCCCGCCUCCUGCAUCCAUGGCAUUUGCUCCUCCCAGGAACACGGAUGGCUCCAAGCUGCAGAUCAAGAUGAGCACGUGGACCCCUCUGAACCAUCAGCUCAUGAACGACAAGGUAUUUGAAGAAAGAAGAGCCCUCCUUGGAAAAUGGUUUGACAAGUGGACAGAUGGGCAGAGGAGGAGGAUCCUGGUGGACCUGCUGGAACGCUGCUCCCUGGCACAGCAGAAAUUCUGCUCCAGGCAGCUCCAGGACCGAAUUCCCACCGAGGCCAUGGAUUUUACCACGAGGCUUCCUCGAGUCCUGUCCUUGUACAUCUUCUCCUUCCUGGACCCACGGAGCCUCUGUCGCUGUGCACAGGUGAGCUGGUACUGGAAGUACCUGUCUGAGCUGGAUCAGCUCUGGAUGAUGAAGUGUCUCCGUUUUGGCUGGUACAUCAACUUCUGCCCAACGCCCUUCGAGCAGGGAAUCUGGAAGAGGCAUUACAUUGAGAUGGUGAGAGAGCUGUGGAUCACCAGGCCAAAGCCUCUUCCCAAGGAGGAGUUCGCCGUUAUCGACGUGCAACCCGUCGGAAGCGACGCCCCGGAGGCGAAACUUCCCGUGCACGGAAGGAGGAGAACCAAGGAGAAGAAAGAGCUCCCCCCUUGGCGCUCGUCCGACAGACACCCCACGGACACCGUCCGCUACAACUACCUGGACAACUGGGACCCCAUCGAGCAGGCGAGGCAGGCGAGAAGGAAGGGAGGAGGGAAGACCCCAGACCUGAGCCAACAGGCAGCUGAGAGGAAAAGGAGAGCGGGAUGUGGAUCCAACCAGCUCCGGAAGGAGAAAUCCCCGAUAUGGCUUUCUGCAGAUCCUGAGUAUCUUCCAAAGCCACCAGCUCGUCCCAGCUGGGCCGCCCAUCGCUCCGCUGGGAACCUGCCCCCCAAGGCAGCGGCAAAGGCCCUGGCCCAGAGCUCCCAAUGGAACGCCGGGAUACGACCGGCACCCGUCCGAGCUCCACGUGGGAGAGGGACUGGAGAUGUCACCAGGAUGGAGAGCAGAGCUCCAUCAUCUCCAGUGUUUGAGGCUCAGCCCUGGCACAUUCCUGCAUCCAGCCAAGGAUCCGACUCGGAAUGAGGGAGGAUCCAGAGUGUCCCUUCAUCCAAGCUGGACAGAAACUUCUCUGCCUGGCAGUGGGAAAACAAAAUGUUGCUGCUGGUCUUUGGGAUCUCG